AUGUCGCCUAACCUGGGCCACGACGACGCGCAGCACGCUCCCGAGGAGCUGUCCUCCCAGCCGCCCGCCGCCGCCGCCGCCGACGUCGAAAUGGCCGAGGAAGCCGACGUGACGCGCGCGCCGCAGCACGACGAGGCGGCGCAGGACGGCGGCGCGGCGGAGCCCCCGCGCAUGAGCUUCAUGGCCUACCUGGCGUCGCCGAUUGUCACCCUCGUCGUGGGCGAGGACGAGGCGCAGACGCUGCUGAGCGCGCACCAGAGCCUGCUGAGCAAGAGCCCCUACUUUGCCGACAUUUGCCGCCAGUUUGUCGACGACGGCAGCCCCCGGCAGAUUGAGCUUCUGCAGGAGGACGCCCCCGCGGUGGGCUCGUUCCUCGAGUUUCUCUACACGGGCGAAUACUUUCCGCGCAAAAUCCCGGGCCAGCGAGUCCUCGAGCAGGACCCCGAGAUGCCGCUCGUGGACGACUCGGGCGUGCACCUGCUCAAGCAUGCGCGGGUGUAUACGCUUGCCGAGAGGUUCGGCGUCCCGGAGCUCAAGAAGCUGUCGUCGUCCAAGAUUCACUGCAUAGACUCGACGGCCAAGGGCGAGAUUGCCUACGCCCGAUACGUGUACGCCAACACCACCAACGACGAUGUCAAGGUGCGGGCGCCGAUUGCGAGCUUCUGGGCCAUGAGGUCGCACACCCUGCGGGCAGAGGCGGAGGAGGAGUUUAAGAGCCUGUGCUUGGAAUUCCCCCAGUUUGGCUACGACGUGUUGACACGGGUGUUGGAUGACAAGCUCAAGCGCGAGAGAACCGAGAAGAUGCACCCUUCUACGGCUAGUGGCCGAAAGAGAGCGCGGCAGUCGAGCAGCGCAGCUGGGUCCAUGGCGGCCGGCGCCAUCGCUUAA
Molecule: messenger RNA, 888 nt
Organism: Ustilaginoidea virens
Lineage: Eukaryota; Fungi; Ascomycota; Sordariomycetes; Hypocreales; Clavicipitaceae
Exons: 3
Coding region: 1-888 (295 amino acids)
Molecular function (GO): protein binding
Source: RefSeq, a predicted model, not a curated record